This is a messenger RNA of Coregonus sp. 'balchen', 15757 nucleotides long. NCBI's taxonomy places the organism in Eukaryota, Metazoa, Chordata, Actinopteri, Salmoniformes, Salmonidae. The record is from the annotation of a GenBank genome assembly.
AAUGGUCACCAUGUAGUAACGUAACGUUCAUCCGCUUGUCAGUCCAAGAUGGCGGCGCUCGUUGGGCUUCGUGCAUGUUUCUCCGGUUAGUUACAGUUAUACAACGUAUUCACAACCAAUAUUGUAAUUUACUGCGUUGAAUUAUUAAUAACCUUUAUUUUCCAUUGUAAUUUUUUGCCUUUUAAUCGCGAAGAAACGUAUGUGGGGUUUAAAUGAACCUUAGUGAGCAUGGAUGCUGUAGCAGGCUAGCCGCUCGGCUCGUUCCGCAGGCAGAGCAAGGUCACGUUAAAUAAUAUUAGUUAAACUAGCUAUCUCUUGCGUUGUGAAAACGUUAGGCCUAUCAAAAACGUGUCAGAUACAGUUGAAACGAAAUUAUUUUUCUAACGUUGUAGCUAGCGUCAGAAACAUUUGCAUUUUGAAAGAAUGACAUACAGGGAACAGUAAUGUGUAUAGAAGUAGCCUAGGUUAUGACAGAUAACAAGCCAAUGCACAUUAACGUUAGGUAUGGCCUAGCUUCGUUCCGCAACAUAGCUAAGGGGUUUUGUUGGGACAUUGGUCUUAUGGGUUUUAUAUAAUAAGCCCAAUGUCUCAACAUAAUCCCUUAUGUUGCGUGACGAAGCUAGAUAACCCUAAGCCAUGUCUGUACACCUUGUGAUAUUUAGCUAGCGACUUCUCUUGACACUCAAUUGUCUCGGAGUCCACCUGAUUACUAAAUACAUGUUAUCAUUCUAGCCCUUCAGCUUUCCUCACCCGGUCUCCUGCACAGCUCCUAUAAACUGGUGAGUACCUAGACGGUGUUAUGAGUAUGCAGUCAUUCACACACACUAUGGAACACCAAUCAGGGAUAUAAAAUCGCAGUCCUAGGGGGCAGUAAUGUUUGCUGGUUUUAGUAAUGCAUUGGGUGGCAAAAACUGUCCGUGAUUCAAGUUGCAUUUGCCUUCCUUUUUUUUUGACUGAUCACCUGCUCAUGCGUGUCUUCUGGCCCUGCUGUCCAUUACAAAAACUCUUUUUUUUUCUCUCCCAGUGUGCAGUGCCAUUUACACGGCGGAACUUUGCAGCAGAGGCCAAGGCCAAGAAAACAUACGCCAGAGACAAGCCCCAUGUGAACAUUGGCACGAUUGGCCAUGUCGACCAUGGCAAGACAACUCUAACGGCUGCCAUCACCAAAGGUAACUGAUGUCACCAUUGAAUUUUCUCAGUUUACAUCUGGAUUAGUGAAGUCAAACUAAACAGAUAACAGGCGUACUUGAAACCCAUUGAGUUACUGUGGACUGUUAACCAAUCAAAGCAUCUGCCAGCAGAAUAAAAUGUUCUGUCAGAUGCUGUUUGUUCUCUAUAUUAAGAUAUUGUAUAUGUUUCUAAAUGAGCCUUUGUGGUUCCCAGUGCUGGCUGAGGCUGGAGGUGCCCGCUAUAAGAAGUAUGAGGACAUUGACAAUGCCCCCGAGGAGAAGGCCAGGGGCAUCACCAUCAAUGCAUCCCAUGUAGAGUACACCACAGCCAACAGACACUAUGCACACACAGACUGCCCGGGCCAUGCUGACUACGUCAAGGUAACACAAGCGUUGAACACCCAUUCUAAAAUCCACCUCAAACCCGUACCUCUCUGUUGCCUGGCUACCCAAAGUCCUUGCCCCGGCCAAACACUAGACUACUACAGUAAGCUAGACUACUACAGUAAACUAGACUACUACAGUAAACCAGACUACUACAGUAAACUAGACUACUACAGUAAGCUAGACUACUACAGUAAGCUAGACUACUACAGUAAGCCAGACUAAUACAGUAAGCUAGACUACUACAGUAAACCAGACCACUACAGUAAGAUAGACUACUACAGUAAACCAAACUACUACAGUAAACCAGACUACUACAGUAAGCUAGACUACUACAGUAAGCUAGACUACUACAGUAAGCUAGACUACUACAGUAAGCUAGACUACUACAGUAAGCUAGACUACUACAGUAAACCAGACUACUACAGUAAACCAGACUACUACAGUAAACCAGACUACUACAGUAAGCUAGACUACUACAGUAAGCUAGACUACUACAGUAAGCUAGACUACUACAUUGCAUCCAGUAAUUUAAUUAUUCAGAAUUGUCUCCCCAAACAAAAUUAAGACAGUUUACAUUUUCACUAGACUAUACACAUAAAGACGCCUAUUAAUUUGAAUAACCUCGACUUCGGAUAGGCUAUUAGCGCGCUGGCAAGGUUGAUUGAUUUGUAUUUUAUUUGACCGUUUUAAAAUACAAACUGUUGCUUCAGUCAUGUUGGGACAAUAAUACAGACAUAAAAAAUUAUUUACCCAAAAAUGUAACCUAGGAAAAGUUGAAAGUGUCAUUGAGACCACUUCAAUUUCAUUCAGGCUCAAACGAGACUUCUGUGUUGGCUACAUUGUUUGAUAUAAUUUAAGACUCUAAGUUUCAGGAAAUGGCAGUUACAGGUAAAAAAAAAAAAAAAAAAAAAAAAGAAGCAGCUAAAUGCUCCAACUUCCUGAGGGGGAAGUUGACUAAACCGCUCCAGACCCCUCCCCCCUACCCAACCUUAGGCCUACAUCAGCACCACCUUGUCAGAAACCGCUCCGGACCCUCCCCCCUACCCAACCUUAGGCCUACAUCAGCACCACCUUGUCAGAAACCGCUCCAGACCCCUCCCCCCUACCCAACCUUAGGCCUACAUCAGCACCACCUUGUCAGAAACCGCUCCGGACCCCCCCCCCCCUACCCAACCUUAGGCCUACAUCAGCACCACCUUGUCAGAAACCGCUCCGGACCCUCCCCCCUACCCAACCUUAGGCCUACAUCAGCACCACCUUGUCAGAAACGGCUCCGGACCUCCCCCCUACCCAACCUUAGGCCUACAUCAGCACCACCUUGUCAGAAAACCGCUCCGGACCCUCCCCCCUACCCAACCUUAGGCCUACAUCAGCACCACCUUGUCAGAAACCGCUCCAGACCCCUCCCCCCUACCCAACCUUAGGCCUACAUCAGCACCACCUUGUCAGAAACCGCUCCGGACCCCCCCCCCCUACCCAACCUUAGGCCUACAUCAGCACCACCUUGUCAGAAACCGCUCCGGACCCUCCCCCCUACCCAACCUUAGGCCUACAUCAGCACCACCUUGUCAGAAACGGCUCCGGACCUCCCCCCUACCCAACCUUAGGCCUACAUCAGCACCACCUUGUCAGAAACCGCUCCGGACCCUCCCCCCUACCCAACCUUAGGCCUACAUCAGCACCACCUUGUCAGAAACCGCUCCGGACCCUCCCCCCUACCCAACCUUAGGCCUACAUCAGCACCACCUUGUCAGAAACCGCUCCGGACCCUCCCCCCUACCCAACCUUAGGCCUACAUCAGCACCACCUUGUCAGAAAAUCCUAGGGAGAGCCCUGAUUGUACAUUUACAUUUAUUUCUAGUUGGCUACUGAAGAGCAGCCAAUGACCAAGUACCCAUAACAGUCUAUAGUAUACCGUUCCUACUGAGACAUUCUUCUGCCAACAUCCAUUAUUAGGCAUCAAAAGGUGCUUUUGUCUAUGAUUUGAGCAGUGUGGGUGUUGCACGUGCACUGUUGUGGGGUGGCAGGUAGCCUACCGGUUAAGAGCGUUGGGCCAGUAACCGAAAGGCCGCUGGUUCAAAUCCCAGAGCUGACUAGGUGAAAAAUCUGUCUGGGCCGCUGAGCAAGGCACUUAACCCUAAUUGCGCCUGUAAGUCGCUCUGGAUAAGAGCGUCUGCUAAAUGACAAACAAAUAUUUUAAAAUCUGUGGGGCCGGGGGUGCUGGCGCCGUGCUGAAGUGGUUGGCAGGUCUGUAAUUUAAAAGGCAAAACCAAUCCUAGAUCUCCAUUCCUACUGAGACACUUUGGGAUUUUGGGACUAGAAUUGUAAUGGGGGUUGGAGGCUAGGAGCACGUUGAUUAGUCACGGGAUACAGCAGGUAUAAACAGUACAGAGAGAUGCUGACUAACAGGCUCUUCCUCAACAAUGCAGUGUUCAGUAUGAAAGGUAACAAGAUAGAGAAUGACAGUAUGAUUGUCACACAAGGUGACAUGUUUACCUUUCUCCUGUAGAACAUGAUCACAGGCACGGCUCAGCUGGACGGCUGCAUCCUGGUGGUGGCGGCCACGGACGGACAGAUGCCCCAGACCAGGGAGCACCUCCUGCUGGCCCGGCAGAUCGGCGUGGAGCACGUGGUGGUGUUUGUGAACAAAGCGGAUGCAGUGGAGGACAAGGAGAUGCUGGAGCUGGUUGAGCUGGAGAUCAGAGAGCUGCUCACAGAGUUUGGCUACGACGGCGAGAACACGCCCGUUGUCAUCGGCUCGGCCCUCUGUGCCCUGGAGGUGAGUGCAUGGUACGAGGUAGGGUUGUGGCGGUGGCCGAAUAACCUCACAACUUCGGAUAGGCUAUCAGCUCGCUGGCAAGGUUGAUCGAUUUUUAUUUUAUUUGACCGUUUUUAAAAUACAUACUGUUGCUUCAGCCAUGUUGGUACUAUUAUACAGACAUACAAAAAAAAUAUCAAUUUUAAAAACCAAAAAGUCAACUGACUUAUUUCAAUGUGGUCCUUUUAGGUAGACUCGCAAAUCCGCCUGAUCCCGCGAGCUUCCAUUAAACGCGAGCUUCCAUUAAACGCUGCAGGGAUAUCAGUCUGGUAGGGCUGUGAUGACCUGAGCCACGCCUUUUCUCUCACUGUUGCUUUGGACUAAUCAGCAUCCUCUGAUGAACUAUGGGAGUGGUUUAGUCCCGUGUAGCUCAGUUGGUAGAGCAUGGCGCUUGCAACGCCAGGGUUGUGGGUUCGAUUCCCACGGGGGGCCAGUAUGAUUAUUAUUAUUUUUUUAAAUGUAUGCACUCACUAACUGUAAGUCGCUCUGGAUAAGAGCAUCUGAUAAAUGACUAAAAUGUUUAGUUGAUGACAGGCAGUAGACAACAGGAAACAACGCAUAGGUGAUGGCUAAAUAUAAAGCUUUACAUGAGUCUGAACUCUGCUAAAUAAACUCUGCUCUUUUAUCAGACCUGCUCCAUUCUGUGUGAAAGCAUAUCAUCUAAAUUACGAGAUGGUUCAAUAAAGUGUAGGCUCAGGUUACUGUAUCAAGACGGUCUCUGUAUUGAAUCUGAUGCAGUACCCUAAUCUUUAUCAUCGCCAUGGCUUGGCAAAAACAUUAGGUGCCUACUAUAUUUAUAAUAGUCUCACAUUGACAUUUCUAUAUUUAUCUGCCUUUGGCUCAUAUAGCCUAUUGUCCUGGUAGAUAUGCCUUUCUCUCUUGAAAGAUGAUAAGUGCUUGUGUUACUUCUGAAAAAUGCAGCACUGUGGCUUCUUUUUUUCUGAUUGCUUGGUGAUCCAAUCACUUUUGAAUUUGUUCUGUGCAACGCCUCAGCUCAAACGGAAUCCCUUCCAGACAGACAGUGCAGCUGUAAUCAAUCUGAUAAUUUGUGCAGCGGUAAAACCUUACCUGUUGUCUCACCUCGUCUAACCUCCCCUCCCCAGAACAAACAGCCUGACCUGUUGUCUCACCUCGUCUAACCUCCCCUCCCCAGAACAAACAGCCUGACCUGGGGGUGAACGCAGUGCUGAAGCUCCUAGAGAUCGUGGAUGAAUACGUCCCUCUGCCCAAGAGAGAGCUGGAGAAACCCUUCCUGCUGCCCAUCGAGGGAGUCUACUCUAUCCCAGGUGACUGAGAAGUAGCUGAAAUUGUAAAGAGAAACUAGAUUUCUCAUUAAGUUAAAAAGCUGUGUUGCCACUAGGUGGAUUCCUCUCCUUACUAUAUGUCAUCGACCUGACUCAUUGUUAUCCAUUUAACAUGACAUCAUUCAGAAGCAGUGCAGCGAUGAAUUCAAGCUCGUGCACUGUGCUCUUCAGAUGGUGUUUCCUAGUGAAAACAUGACAAUAGAUGUUAAAACGCUGCAAUAGGAUCCCACUGUCCCUGCCUCAUUGCUAGGCUCAUCCCAGUGUUUGACAACAGUUUCCGUAGCCACUGAGCUUUCUUCAUAAAAUAAUCUUUGACAUUAGUCAGUCUGCUAUGUUUGUGCAGCAUGUGUUUUGUGACUGGAACAACAUGCCUGUUUUCUGUACAUCUGUGUAGGAAUAAACAGUGUAUCUAUAACAUGCAGUUUUCCUCUCACUGUCUUUGUGUGACUUAGUAAGAGUGACUCUUUGGAAGCACUUGUAUCAGUUUCCUUUGUACCUUUCUGUUUCACCUUUUAUUUUAUUGAUGCACGUAUGAUGUAGUUCAGCCGUCAGCCAUCAUGUCUCUGUUCUGAUCUGUCUGCUGGUGUCUAACCACGUCUCCCUCUGGGUAUCAAAACUAUUUAUUAAACAUGUAUUCAUUCAUCUGUCUUUCAGGCAGGGGUACGGUGGUGACUGGCACUUUGGAGAGGGGCGUCAUUAAGAAGGGCGACGACUGUGAGUUUGUGGGGCACAACCGUGCCUUCAAGUCUGUGGUCACUGGUACGUGAAUGUGGAGGCACACCACUAUAGAAAGGUUGAUUUCAAUUCAUUUCAAACAAUUCAAUUUUUUAUCAUUCAUAGAGCUUUCAUUCUUCACAUUUUAAAGAUGUAGCACAUAGGUAACAGAUGCUGUAAAACUGUGUUCAUAUUACUGUAAUUAUUCCUGUAAGUCCAGUUUAACACUAUAAUUGCUAUUAUUCAUUGUCACAGAAUACGGACAGAACUACCCCUAACCCCUAGUACAGUGUUCUGACAGAACUACCCCUAACCCCUAGUACAGUGUUCUGACAGAACUACCCCUAACCCCUAGUACAGUGUUCUGACAGAACUACCCCUAACCCCUAGUACAGUGUUCUGACAGAACUACCCCUAACCCCUAGUACAGUGUUCUGACAGAACUACCCCUAACCCCUAGUACAGUGUUCUGACAGAACUACCCCUAACCCCUAGUACAGUUUUCUGACAGAACUACCCCUAACCCCUAGUACAGUGUUCUGGCAGAACUACCCCUAACCCCUAGUACAGUGUUCUGACAGAACUACCCCUAACCCCUAGUACAGUGUUCUGGCAGAACUACCCCUAACCCCUAGUACAGUGUUCUGACAGAACUACCCCUAACCCCUAGUACAGUGUUCUGACAGAACUACCCCUAAACCCCUAGUACAGUGUUAGUGACAGUACUACCCCUAACCCCUAGUACAGUGUUCUGACAGAACUACCCCUAACCCCUAGUACAGUGUUCUGCAGAUACUAACCCCUAACCCCUAGUACAGUGUUCUGACAGACUACCCCUAACCCCUAGUACAGUGUUUCUGACAGAACUACCCCUAACCCCUAGUACAGUGUUCUGACAGAACUACCCCUAACCCCUAGUACAGUGUAGUGACAGAACUACCCCUAACCCCUAGUACAGUGUUCUGACAGUACUACCCCUAACCCCUAGUACAGUGUAGUGACAGAACUACCCCUAACACCAAGUUAAAACUACAACAGUAGCUCCACUGCACUUCUUCUAGCACUAAUUACCCACUAAUAAGACUACUGGACAGAGUUACCCAAAAUAGCCCUCUGGUAACCCCUCAACUCCACCUAAAACCUCCAUACACAACUCCAUUCUGAGUCUAAUUGUUCUCCCUUAACUUAACUUCCCUUCACCAUCUCUUUCUUUCCCUCGCUCCCCCUCUCUCCUCCCCAGGCAUUGAGAUGUUCCACCAGUCUCUGGACAGAGCGGAGGCAGGAGAUAACCUGGGUGCUCUGGUCCGAGGGCUGAAGAGGGAGGACAUUAGGAGAGGGAUGGUGAUGAGCAAACCAGGCUCUAUCCAGCCUCACCAGAAAGUCCAGGCCCAGGUCUGUAUCAUAUCAUAAAUAAAGUCCAGUUUUGUGUAUCAUAUCAUGUAAUAAAGUAAGUCCAGGUCUGUAUCAUGUAAUAAAUAAAGUCCAGGUCUGUAUCAUGUAAUAAAUAAAGUCCAGGUCUGUAUCAUGUAAUAAAUAAAGUCCAGGUCUGUAUCAUAUCAUAAAUAAAGUCCAGGUUUGUGUAUCAUAUCAUGUAAUAAAUAAAGUCCAGGUCUGUAUCAUGUAAUAAAUAAAGUCCAGGUCUGUAUCAUGUAAUAAAUAAAGUCCAGGUCUGUAUCAUGUAAUAAAUAAAGUCCAGGCCCAGGUCUGUAUCUUCAGCUAGCAGCUCUAGAGGAGUGUGAACUGUUGGUGUACCGCAUACGUAGUGUUGUAGUCUAGUACUCCAGUAUAUAGGUCUAGUGUACUGUAGUACUCCCAGUAUAUAGGUCUAGUGUACCAUAGUGUUGUAGUCUAGUACUCUACUACAUAGGUCUAGUGUACCAUAGUGUUGUAGUCUAGUACUCUACUAUAUAGGUCUAGUGUACCAUAGUGUUGUAGUCUAGUACUCUACUACAUAGGUCUAGUGUACCAUAGUGUUGUAGUCUAGUACUCCAGUAUAUAGGUCUAGUAUACCGUAGUGUUGUAGUCUAGUACUGCAGUAUAUAGGUCUAGUGUACCAUAGUGUUGUAGUCUAGUACUGCAGUAUAUAGGUCUAGUAUACCAUAGUGUUAUAGUCUAGUACUGCAGUAUAUAGGUCUAGUGUACCAUAGUGUUGUAAUCUAGUACUGCAGUAUAUAGGUCUAGUGUACCAUAGUGUUGUAAUCUAGUACUGCAGUAUAUAGGUCUAGUGUACCAUAGUGUUGUAGUCUAGUACUGCAGUAUAUAGGUCUAGUGUACCAUAGUGUUGUAGUCUAGUACUGCAGUAUAUAGGUCUAGUAUACCAUAGUGUUGUAGUCUAGUACUCCCAGUAUAUAGGUCUAGUAUACCAUAGUGUUGUAGUCUAGUACUCCCAGUAUAUAGGUCUAGUGUACCAUAGUGUUGUAGUCUAGUACUGCAGUAUAUAGGUCUAGUGUACCAUAGUGUUGUAGUCUAGUACUCCCAGUAUAUAGGUCUAGUGUACCAUAGUGUUGUAGUCUAGUACUGCAGUAUAUAGGUCUAGUGUACCAUAGUGUUGUAGUCUAGUACUGCAGUAUAUAGGUCUAGUGUACCAUAGUGUUGUAGUCUAGUACUCCAGUAUAUAGGUCUAGUGUACCGUAGUGUUGUAGUCUAGUACUGUAGUAUAUAGGUCUAGUAUACCGUAGUGUUGUAGUCUAGUACUCCCAGUAUAUAGGUCUAGUGUACCGUAGUGUUGUAGUCUAGUACUCCCAGUAUAUAGGUCUAGUGUACCAUAGUGUUGUAGUCUAGUACUGCAGUAUAUAGGUCUAGUGUACCAUAGAGUUGUAGUCUAGUACUGCAGUAUAUAGGUCUAGUGUACCAUAGUGUUGUAGUCUAGUACUCCCAGUAUAUAGGUCUAGUGUACCAUAGUGUUGUAGUCUAGUACUGCAGUAUAUAGGUCUAGUGUACCAUAGUGUUGUAGUCUAGUACUCCCAGUAUAUAGGUCUAGUGUACCAUAGUGUUGUAGUCUAGUACUGCAGUAUAUAGGUCUAGUGUACCAUAGUGUUGUAGUCUAGUACUGCAGUAUAUAGGUCUAGUGUACCAUAGUGUUGUAGUCUAGUACUCCAGUAUAUAGGUCUAGUGUACCGUAGUGUUGUAGUCUAGUACUGUAGUAUAUAGGUCUAGUAUACCGUAGUGUUGUAGUCUAGUACUCCCAGUAUAUAGGUCUAGUGUACCGUAGUGUUGUAGUCUAGUACUCCCAGUAUAUAGGUCUAGUGUACCAUAGUGUUGUAGUCUAGUACUGCAGUAUAUAGGUCUAGUGUACCAUAGUGUUGUAGUCUAGUACUCCCAGUAUAUAGGUCUAGUGUACCAUAGUGUUGUAAUCUAGUACUGCAGUAUAUAGGUCUAGUGUACCAUAGUGUUGUAGUCUAGUACUGCAGUAUAUAGGUCUAGUGUACCAUAGUGUUGUAGUCUAGUACUGCAGUAUAUAGGUCUAGUAUACCAUAGUGUUGUAGUCUAGUACUCUACUAUAUAGGUCUAGUGUACCAUAGUGUUGUAGUCUAGUACUCCCAGUAUAUAGGUCUAGUGUACCAUAGUGUUGUAGUCUAGUACUGCAGUAUAUAGGUCUAGUGUACCAUAGAGUUGUAGUCUAGUACUGCAGUAUAUAGGUCUAGUGUACCAUAGUGUUGUAGUCUAGUACUGCAGUAUAUAGGUCUAGUAUACCAUAGUGUUGUAGUCUAGUACUGCAGUAUAUAGGUCUAGUGUACCAUAGUGUUGUAAUCUAGUACUGCAGUAUAUAGGUCUAGUGUACCAUAGUGUUGUAAUCUAGUACUGCAGUAUAUAGGUCUAGUGUACCAUAGUGUUGUAGUCUAGUACUGCAGUAUAUAGGUCUAGUGUACCAUAGUGUUGUAGUCUAGUACUGCAGUAUAUAGGUCUAGUAUACCAUAGUGUUGUAGUCUAGUACUCUACUAUAUAGGUCUAGUGUACCAUAGUGUUGUAGUCUAGUACUCCCAGUAUAUAGGUCUAGUGUACCAUAGUGUUGUAGUCUAGUACUGCAGUAUAUAGGUCUAGUGUACCAUAGAGUUGUAGUCUAGUACUGCAGUAUAUAGGUCUAGUAUACCAUAGUGUUGUAGUCUAGUACUCCAGUAUAUAGGUCUAGUGUACCAUAGUGUUGUAGUCUAGUACUCCCAGUAUAUAGGUCUAGUAUACCAUAGUGUUGUAGUCUAGUACUCCCAGUAUAUAGGUCUAGUGUACCAUAGUGUUGUAGUCUAGUACUGCAGUAUAUAGGUCUAGUGUACCAUAGUGUUGUAGUCUAGUACUCCCAGUAUAUAGGUCUAGUGUACCAUAGUGUUGUAGUCUAGUACUGCAGUAUAUAGGUCUAGUGUACCAUAGAGUUGUAGUCUAGUACUGCAGUAUAUAGGUCUAGUAUACCAUAGUGUUGUAGUCUAGUACUCCAGUAUAUAGGUCUAGUGUACCAUAGUGUUGUAGUCUAGUACUCUACUAUAUAGGUCUAGUGUACCGUAGUGUUGUAGUCUAGUACUCUACUAUAUAGGUCUAGUGUACCAUAGUGUUGUAGUCUAGUACUCCCAGUAUAUAGGUCUAGUAUACCAUAGUGUUGUAGUCUAGUACUCCCAGUAUAUAGGUCUAGUGUACCAUAGUGUUGUAGUCUAGUACUGCAGUAUAUAGGUCUAGUGUACCAUAGUGUUGUAGUCUAGUACUCCCAGUAUAUAGGUCUAGUGUACCAUAGUGUUGUAGUCUAGUACUGCAGUAUAUAGGUCUAGUGUACCAUAGUGUUGUAGUCUAGUACUGCAGUAUAUAGGUCUAGUGUACCAUAGUGUUGUAGUCUAGUACUCCAGUAUAUAGGUCUAGUGUACCGUAGUGUUGUAGUCUAGUACUGUAGUAUAUAGGUCUAGUAUACCGUAGUGUUGUAGUCUAGUACUCCCAGUAUAUAGGUCUAGUGUACCGUAGUGUUGUAGUCUAGUACUCCCAGUAUAUAGGUCUAGUGUACCAUAGUGUUGUAGUCUAGUACUGCAGUAUAUAGGUCUAGUGUACCAUAGUGUUGUAGUCUAGUACUCCCAGUAUAUAGGUCUAGUGUACCAUAGUGUUGUAGUCUAGUAUUGCAGUAUAUAGGUCUAGUGUACCAUAGUGUUGUAGUCUAGUACUGCAGUAUAUAGGUCUAGUGUACCAUAGUGUUGUAGUCUAGUACUCCAGUAUAUAGGUCUAGUGUACCGUAGUGUUGUAGUCUAGUACUGUAGUAUAUAGGUCUAGUAUACCGUAGUGUUGUAGUCUAGUACUCCCAGUAUAUAGGUCUAGUGUACCAUAGUGUUGUAGUCUAGUACUCUACUAUAUAGGUCUAGUGUACCGUAGUGUUGUAGUCUAGUACUCUACUAUAUAGGUCUAGUGUACCGUAGUGUUGUAGUCUAGUACUCCCAGUAUAUAGGUCUAGUAUACCAUAGUGUUGUAGUCUAGUACUCCCAGUAUAUAGGUCUAGUGUACCAUAGUGUUGUAGUCUAGUACUGCAGUAUAUAGGUCUAGUGUACCAUAGUGUUGUAGUCUAGUACUCCCAGUAUAUAGGUCUAGUGUACCAUAGUGUUGUAGUCUAGUACUGCAGUAUAUAGGUCUAGUGUACCAUAGUGUUGUAGUCUAGUACUGCAGUAUAUAGGUCUAGUGUACCAUAGUGUUGUAGUCUAGUACUCCAGUAUAUAGGUCUAGUGUACCGUAGUGUUGUAGUCUAGUACUGUAGUAUAUAGGUCUAGUAUACCGUAGUGUUGUAGUCUAGUACUCCCAGUAUAUAGGUCUAGUGUACCGUAGUGUUGUAGUCUAGUACUCCCAGUAUAUAGGUCUAGUGUACCAUAGUGUUGUAGUCUAGUACUGCAGUAUAUAGGUCUAGUGUACCAUAGUGUUGUAGUCUAGUACUCCCAGUAUAUAGGUCUAGUGUACCAUAGUGUUGUAGUCUAGUAUUGCAGUAUAUAGGUCUAGUGUACCAUAGUGUUGUAGUCUAGUACUCCAGUAUAUAGGUCUAGUGUACCGUAGUGUUGUAGUCUAGUACUGUAGUAUAUAGGUCUAGUAUACCGUAGUGUUGUAGUCUAGUACUCCCAGUAUAUAGGUCUAGUGUACCAUAGUGUUGUAGUCUAGUACUGCAGUAUAUAGGUCUAGUAUACCAUAGUGUUGUAGUCUAGUACUGCAGUAUAUAGGUCUAGUAUACCAUAGUGUUGUAGUCUAGUACUCCCAGUAUAUAGGUCUAGUGUACCAUAGUGUUGUAGUCUAGUACUGCAGUGUAUAUAGGUCUAGUAUACCAUAGUGUUGUAGUCUAGUACUCCCAGUAUAUAGGUCUAGUGUACCAUAGUGUUGUAGUCUAGUACUGCAGUAUAUAGGUCUAGUGUACCGUAGUACUCCAGUAUAUACAGUGGGGGGGAAAAGUAUUUAGUCAGCCACCAAUUGUGCAAGUUCUCCCACUUAAAAAGAUGAGAGAGGCCUGUCAUUUUCAUCAUAGGUACACGUCAACUAUGACAGACAAAUUGAGAGAAAAAAAUCCAGAAAAUCACAUAGUAGGAUUUUAAAUUAAUUUAUUUGCAAAUUAUGGUGGAAAAUAAGUAUUUGGUCACCUACAAACAAGCAAGAUUUCUGGCUCUCACAGACCUGUAACUUCUUCUUUAAGAGGCUCCUCUGUCCUCCACUCGUUACCUGUAUUAAUGGCACUUGUUUGAACUUAUCAGUAUAAAAGACACCUGUCCACAACCUCAAACAGUCACACUCCAAACUCCACUAUGGCCAAGACCAAAGAGCUGUCAAAGGACUUCAGAAACAAAAUUGUAGACCUGCACCAGGCUGGGAAGACUGAAUCUGCAAUAGGUAAGCAGCUUGGUUUGAAGAAAUCAACUGUGGGAGCAAUUAUUAGGAAAUGGAAGACAUAUAAGACCACUGAUAAUCUCCCUCGAUCUGGGGCUCCACGCAAGAUCUCACCCUGUGGGGUCAAAAUGAUCACAAGAACGGUGAACAAAAAUCCCAGAACCACACGGGGGGACCUAGUGAAUGACCUGCAGAGAGCUGGGACCAAAGUAACAAAGCCUACCAUCAGUAACACACUACGCCGCCAGGGACUCAAAUCCUGCAGUGCCAGACGUGUCCCCCUGCUUAAGCCAGUACAUGUCCAGGCCCGUCUGAAGUUUGCUAGAGUGCAUUUGGAUGAUCCAGAAGAGGAUUGGGAGAAUGUCAUAUGGUCAGAUGAAACCAAAAUAUAACUUUUUGGUAAAAACUCAACUCGUCGUGUUUGGAGGACAAAGAAUUAUGAGUUGCAUCCAAAGAACACCAUACCUACUGUGAAGCAUGGGGGUGGAAACAUCAUGCUUUGGGGCUGUUUUUCUGCAAAGGGACCAGGACGACUGAUCCGUGUAAAGGAAAGAAUUAAUAGGGCGGCAGGUAGCUUAGUGGGUAAGAGCGUUGUGCCAGUAACCGAAAGGUCGCUGGUUCUAAUCCCCGAGCCGACUAGGUGAAAAAUCUGUCGAUGUGCCCUUAAGCAAGGCACUUAACCCUAAUUGCUCAUGUAUGUCGCUCUGGAUAAGAGCGUCUGCUAAAUGACUAAAAUGUAAAUGUAAACACCAUACCUACUGUGAAGCAUGGGGGUGGAAACAUCAUGCUUUGGGGCUGUUUUUCUGCAAAGGGACCAGGACGACAGAUCCGUGUAAAGGAAAGAAUGAAUGGGGCCAUGUAUCGUGAGAUUUUGAGUGAAAACCUCCUUCCAUCAGCAAGGGCAUUGAAGAUGAAACGUGGCUGGGACUUUCAGCAUGACAAUGAUCCCAAACACACUGCCCGGGCAACGAAGGAGUGGCUUCGUAAGAAGCAUUUCAAGGUCCUGGAGUGGCCUAGCCAGUCUCCAGAUCACAACCCCAUAGAACAUCUUUGGAGGGAGUUGAAAGUCUGUGUUGCCCAGCGAUAGCCCCAAAACAUCACUGCUCUAGAGGAGAUCUGCAUGGAGGAAUGGGCCAAAAUACCAGCAACAGUGUGUGAAAACCUUGUGAAGACUUACAGAAAACGUUUGACCUGUGUCAUUGCCAACAAAGGGUAUAUAACAAAGUAUUGAGAAACUUUUGUUAUUGACCAAAUACUUAUUUUCCACCAUAAUUUGCAAAUAAAUUCAUAAAAAAUCCUACAAUGUGAUUUUCUGGAUAUUUUUUUCUAAUUUUGUCUGUCAUAGUUGACGUGUACCUAUGAUGAAAAUUACAGGCCUCUCUCAUCUUUUUAAGUGGGAGAACUUGCACAAUUGGUGGCUGACUAAAUACUUUUUUCCCCCCACUGUAGGUCUAGUGUACCAUAGUGUUGUAGUCCCAGUAAAUCGUUUUCUGAAAUAAUUGUUAUUUUAUUCAGCGUAUUACAUUUGACUAUAUUAAGUUGGUCAAAUUAAAUGCAUGUCUAUCUACAGUUAUGGGAUAGUAUUUGUGGCCCAUGCCUGUCUACAGUUAUGGUAUAUUAUUUGUGGUAUAUAAAAUAUAUAUAUAUAUGUGUGUGUGUGUGUGUGUGUGUAUUCUUGUAGUCCAAAGUUAGGAUAUGAUAUGUUCUUUAAUUGAAUUUCAAUGGAAUGAAUGUAAAAUCUGUCAUAAAAACAUCUCUUCAUCCCAGGUCUAUGUCCUGAGCAAGGAGGAGGGUGGCAGACACAAGCCCUUUGUCAGUAACUUUAUGCCAGUCAUGUUCUCUCUCACCUGGGACAUGGCCUGCAGGGUCCACCUGGCAGGAGACAAGGUACGUGACUAUCUGUCACCUUUUGAAAUGGUCAAUCUUUUUCACUAAUGUGAUUUGUGUAUUAUAAUGUAGUGUGCCCCAUUGUCCAGGGCUGUGUUUUACCCUCUGUGAGGAAAGACUGAUCCUCUUCUCCUCUAACAGGACAUGGUGAUGCCAGGUGAAGACACAUCCCUGACCCUUACGCUGCGCCAGCCUAUGAUUCUGGAGAAAGGUCAACGGUUCACUCUCAGAGAUGGCAACAAAACUAUUGGCACCGGCCUGGUUACUGACAUACUGACCACCACAGAAGAAGACCAACACAACUGGGGCUAAGGAGAGAGGAGAAAAUAUGGGAGGGAAGGAAGUAUCUAUCUGUCCAAUAUAUCGGUCUUUAGACAUACACACACACACAGCAGUAAGGAGCUGCUGAGACUGCAUGGCUCUCUGCUUUACUGACCAACCAGAAGACCCACAAUGAGAUGUUCUGAGUUGUCUUUCUGUGAAAAGGCCAGACUGUCAUUGUCUGCUUGUGUAAUAAAAUGUAUUUAAUAGUAAAACAUCCUGCCUGUUUUCAGAUCUACUUCAUUGUUUGGUGACUUUGUAUAAUAAAGGUUUAGAUUUGGGUAGCAAUAGCCACCUGAACUAGCUGCUUGAUGUAGCAUUUUGAAACUAUUAAAAUA